This is a messenger RNA of Didymodactylos carnosus, 600 nucleotides long. NCBI's taxonomy places the organism in Eukaryota, Metazoa, Rotifera, Eurotatoria, Philodinida, Philodinidae. The record is from the annotation of a GenBank genome assembly.
AUGAAUUGGAUUUAUGAAAAACAUCGUCGAAAUCAAGAAUUAGCAUUACUUGAAGCAACAUAUAGAGGUCAAUUGCAUGAAACAGCUUGUAGAUUGGUAGGUUCGUUUGCUCCACCAUAUCCUGUCCGAUCUCACCCGAACAAAGAAACAAACCAGGAACAACCAUUUACACCUGUUGCUGCAUUUCAUGAACACCCAAACUGUUCAGCACAAAUGACUAUCAAUUUGUCUGUGGAUAUUGAGAGGAUUGCAGGUGAACUCCUAUCAUUGCUAGAAAAGGCGAUUCCAUUUCAAUUAAAAUGGCGUCAAACAGAUAUUACAAAACAAAUGAUCACGAGGCAUUAUCGAUUUAUGCAAUUUAAACCAUUAAGACCAGACCUUUUACUUGUUCCAACGUUGGAUAUUGACAUUGUUUCGCAAACAUAUUUGUUACGACCAUCAAUGUAUCGUGUUGAUUGUUUACGUUUAUUUCGGCGAAUCAUUGAUCAUUCAUUAAUUACGUUGGCUUCAGCACCUGGCAACCUCUUCUUUUUUCACAUAUCAGUUACACCGCCUGAAAAUCCCAUUAUACAAACCCCCAUGUAUCAAAAGAUGCAGUAA